UUAGCACCCCUGGGGCCUCAGCUCCCCCACGGCUCUGCACCUCCUUUCCGGCGCUCCUCAGCUCUACCCUGCUGCUCCACGACAUCGCUGGUUCGUGCUGGUCUCAGGGCUUCUCCCAGGGGCCAGGGAAGGUUCUGGGUGCUCCUCCUGUUCCCAUUCCUUCACACUGAGCUCCUGCGCGUGCCAUUGAGCACAUGCGAGGUGCCCAAAUUCUCCCAACAAGGCCCUGGCUCUGCCCUAGCAAAGCUCUGUGUGCAUCAGUUACACAGCGUUUGACCCCUGGGAGCUCGUGAUGGCUUGAAGUCCACAUGGCUUCUCCUGAACUCUGGGUGUUAAGACUUUUUACUUGGUUGAUAGCAUAUAUUAAAAGGUGAGACUUCCCUUUAAAUGCACAUAUAUAUGUGAAAUACAACUCAGAAGCUCUGGAGUUCAGUGGGGCUCCCCCUCGCUUUGGGACCAGGACCCUUAGUUUGCCUCCGUCCCCACCUGCUCACUUCACUCACGGGCAUCGCCUGCCAGGCCCGAAGGAGAUUGUUCCUUGUCAAAUGAAUGAGGAGUUGUGGCGAUAAGCCUCCCGUGCCCCGCCCCCACCCCCACCCCCACCCCCACCCCGGCAUUCGUUUUGCCAUCGACUGCUUGUCCUGGGUAUUUUCUAGAGUUAAUGUCACAUUUACACAUUAUUCGUUCAACAAAUAUUUAUUGUUCUGGGAUACGGGGAUGUAGCUGCGAACAAAACCGGACAAAAUGCCUGCUCUCACGGAACUGUAGUUCUAAGAGGAGAGACCAGUCAUAAAGCCCGCCAGCCACAUGGCGUACUAAAAGGAGGGGAGCACUCGAUAGAAGCAGGGGAGGAGGAGCGCAAGGGGUGCUCUUCCAAGCACAGUGGUCAGAGAGGGGUACCGGGGAGGGUGACCUGAGCAAAGGCUUAGAGUCGAAGAGCAAGCUAUGUAGAUAUCAGAAUGGUAUUCCUAGCAGAUGAAACAGCCAGUGCAAAGGCCCUGAGGCCCGGGGAGGCGAAAAGGUUUGCCCAAAGCCACAGAGUCCACAGCGGCACAGGCCACUGGCUUGGGGCCUUGGUGCUUCCACUUCCGCAGGGAAGUGAUGGUCCCUUGGGGCACAUGGGACAAGCUGGGGUGAGAGGUUGGGCUCUCUCUCGCCACCUUUGCCUCCCCUCAAAGCCAGCAGACACACAGAUCCAAUGUCAUAUCCACACUGUGCAGUUGCCUACAAGGCCAGGGACUUCUGGGGGUUUGGUGGAGAGGCUAGCAGAGCAGACUGGGAGACCCCCUGUGGGUCCCUGAAUGUGUGGGCCACCAGACCCCAGGCCUCUUAGCUGUUUGCAUCUCAGCAGUCAAUACCUCCCAUUUUUCUGCUCCUCAUUUUGACGAUGGGGAGAGGUGGUGAUUUUGUUUUUCUUGAAUGGUGAAUAAGAUGAUCUAAAAACAAUUACUGUCCACAAGAGACUGGUAAGUACGGAGCUGAGAAUAGUUGAGCCCUCCCCACCCAGGGGGGCUCUGGAGUACCAAGGGCACAGCUGCUGCUGAAUCCCUUCUUGCUACCCCCACAGCUCCCAGUGGGGGAGGGCUGGCUGGCCAUCUGCCCCUUCACCACACCUGGACCGUGCCCCCCCCCCGACCCCCGACGGCCCAGAUCUGUGGGCCUGCUGGCCACCGCAUCCCAGAAACCACACCAUGGGGCAGUGGGGUGUGGGUGCGGAGUGGGGCUCAGCUUUAGAAGUCAGGCACCCAAGUUGAGAUCUGGCUUCUGCUGCCCAGUCGCUGGGCUGUGGGACUCCCGCGGUGACUCCUCCUGGAAAUGGUAUUGUGGCUUCCUAGCUGGGCCUGGAGCUUCCAGGAGUUAGCACACUUCACACACCCUGCCUGUGCUCCAGGGCCGGGUGGGGCGACCUCCUGGUGGGUUAGACCCUGAGGACGAGAUAUUCGAGGGACUUAGGAGGGCCUCUGGGGCUUCCGCAGCUGGGUCCUUGGAAUAGACCACGUCGGUGGGCUUUGAGGGAAGGCUUUUCAAACGUCUGGAGUGUCCAAAAGCCUCUGCUCCCUAUUCAGACCUCCUCCAAAGAGCCCUGAGAUCCCCGCCUCACCGGGGGCUCCUAGUCGCAGCUACAGAGCCUGGCUGGGGACCCGCCUGAUGUCUGGAGAGCAUGCUGAGGCAGCCUUCCAGUUUCUUGUCCUUCUUGCCUAAUAUUCAGGGCCUCCAGCCCCCAGCUCCUCCCACCCAAGGCCUGUAGAGGGGUAUGGUGGAUUGGGUUCUUCCAAGAGCACACAUGGGUGCCCACCAUGAGAAGGGGUGCAUGCCACGUGUGUUGGGGGGGGCGCCCACAUGAGGUGGUCCCGAGAGACCAUCCUUUGAGGUGGGGCUGCCUUGUUCUCUGGGAUUCUUUAUGCCCCAGGAUCGUUCCCCUGUGCCCCAGGCAGGGCUCUCCCAGCUGGCUCCAGUGCCUCCCUCCCAACGAGCCCCUGGGCCCGAGGACCCUAACCUGUCCCAGGGGCCUGCAGGGACUGGGCUGUUUGUCUUGUGUGCUCCUUGGGAGCUCGUCCCUUCCCCUGUUCAAGCCAGGCCCUUAGUAUUCAAGAUAGACCCCACAGGACAGCAGGAAACCUGGCUAGUGAUUUAUCAUUUUAAUCAAGGCUUCAUAUUUAGUAUUCAUUACCCACCGCAGAUGGGGAGGCUUGAGGUGGUCCUACAUUCUUCACUCCUCCCUGGACACCCCCCGGCCCCAUCCCCAGCCUCUUGACCCAGGUAACUUCCUCCUUCCUGGUUCCCAGGCCUUGAGUGGGUUGGGUUUUUACAUUUUUCUCCUGCAGCUACAAAUCAGGAAACCGGGUCAUAAAACAACCUUGGAUAAGUGGGUGGGAUGGAACCAGUGGCCUCAGAGCCGCUGCUGGGAAACAGAAAGCUUCCUUCUCUCUCUCCUUUCCUUCCUCUCUCUUCCUCUCCAUCUCCCCACCCUUCCUUUCUCCCACCACCCCUCGCUCUCAGGAAAACCUCCAGCCACAGCCUCCCAGCUGGGUUCCAUCAGGUCCCCUGUGGGGGCCGUGGCCGCCCUGGCCCACAUGGUGCCCGUGUCCCUGACCAGGGGGACUGCCCUGGGGAACUGGAGGGGCUGUGGGCCCAGGGACAAGCAGUUAGCAUGGUGAUAGUGGGAGGCCAGUGAGCACCGCUGCUCAUGAGUGGACCUCCCUAAGGUGGGUCUGGCUCCCUGAAUAAAAGGGGGGUCCUGCCCUGGUUUCCAGGGCCUCACAUGCUGCAGAGGGGACCGCUGCCCUUCCCUUGCAGCACCUUCUUGCUGUCACACUCCGAGAUGCCUUCCUCUAGGUGGGAGUUCUUGGUGUGGGGUCCAGGGGAGGGGACGUGCACCCUUGGUCUGGUCGCAGCUGCCGCUGCAGGCAUCCCACAAAGGGGACUUCGCUGUGGGUGGGCUCGAAGGUAGGUCUCUUGCCCUCUGAACCUCACCCUUUUCUCUAGAAGGGCAGAAUAGUCAAAGCGUGCACUGAGCAAACCUGCACAGACUAAGCACCCAGGGCCAAAGGAUGCCCCUGCGCCCUUGGACCUAUAGUGCCUUUGGCUGGGAGCCGAGAGGCCUGGGCUCAUCUCCCCCACCCCCACCCCCACCCCUCCAGUUUCAUGGCUGUGGAAAUGGAGCGGGGAGGAGCAGUGAGGCCCAUUGCUGUGCUAAAGGAAGUCCUGGGGCACUGGCUGCAAGGGCCGGGUCCUUGAACCAGCUUUGUGCUGUGUGUGGCCUCGAGAGCGUGCCUGUCCCUGACACGCUCAGUCCAGUGGCCGGGGAAACCAACUUCCAGGAGUUGUUAUAAGGGACUUCUGUCAUAAGCAUUGCGGUCUGGUGCCUAGAGGACACUCAAGACUGACCUUCCCCUCGAGAACUUCAGAGAUCAGGCCUUGACCAAGUGUCCACAAGAAGCAGGUGGGGGAGGCGAGGAUGGGGAGGCUGGGCUGGCCCAGAGGGAGCCCCCUGAGGAUGUGUUAGGAGGGUGCCCUCCCCCGACCCCCACCCCUUCUCCCUCCUGCUGAACCUACAGAGGCCCAACGCCCCAGGCUGUUCCCCCCACUGUCCCCUCUUGCCCUCCCCGGGUGGGUUCAGAGGUCACCAUCUCUCUGCCAAAGGGGCCUCUCUCUGCCCCCCCUCCUGGUGCCACCCACCCCUGCCUGCCGCCUGCCUCUCUCCCCCUGCUUGUCCUUUCCUAGUGCUCUUGAAAAGUAAUCAUAAUCAUAAUAAUUAAUAACAACAGAGCCCGUGGCAGGCCUGAGGCAGCUCUUAAAGAGCCAGAGCCCCAUUUUCUCCCGGCAGAUCCAGCGGACCUUGUUGGCUCACAGAGACCGAGACCGGCAUCGGCUUUGAUGCCGUGCCUUUGUUCCCGCAGCCCUCCCUCUCCCCCUCCCGCCGCCUGGGGUUGGAGGGUGGUGUUGGGGUGAGCAUUUUUGCCUGCGUUCUCCAUCAGGCACUGGGCUUCUCGUAUUUUAAUUGAACUGUCUUUUCUUAGAGAUAGAUGCUUUCACCGCAUCCAGCUGCUCGUGUAUUGGGAAACCCGCCUUUAAUACGGCUCGGCUAAAUUAAAAGACGCAGCAGCUGGACUGAUUAAAGGUGGGGGGGGCGGACACUGGUCCUCGUACUCUCUCUUUUUAAGUAAUGUUUCUGGUAAUGCAUUUUGGAGAAUGUGAAGAAAAAUAAAAAAUAAAAAAAUAAAAAAGCUGUAGAAAUGUUAAUGAUAUCCACAGGACACUCAGCAGGAAAUGGGAGCGAUCUGGGACUAAUAAAAGCCGAAAUGUAAUUUGUGCAGAUAUACGAGGCGCAGCCUCCAGAGUGGUCCUGGGUUUGCGCGUUUCGGGCUCAUAAACACAGGCCGGGGAGGCAGAGCGCCGUAGGAUGUCCUCGGGAGCGGGCCUUCCUCGCCACUGCCUGCCAGCCAGCGACACCCGAAUAAAAGUGACGGCUGCUGCCAGCCAGUUGCGUGCCUGCUCAUUUCCUGUGCCCGAGCAUGGGAGGGGGCCGCCCGCCCGGCAGCCUUCUCUGGAAGGUCAGGUCAGGAGGCACGGGGCCAGGCGACACCUCCCGCUCCUCUGGGUUGGCGUGUCACAGCAGGCACCCCCUGUAACGUUUGAUCCCAGCCGCCAGGGAUGGGAUUGAAGUGGGUCGGAAGCGCGGGCGCGUUUUUCCUUGUUGGGGUGCCUGUGAUAAAUCCAGGGAGAGGCGGGAGGGAAGGAGCAGGGCUGCGUUUGCCAGGGGCCUGCUGGCUUUGAUGGGCCCGGCGGGAAGGGGCUUGCCUUGUGGGACACUGGUCCCGUCUGCAGCCAGGGCCUUCUGUCCCCGAGUCAGGGCCAGCUGACUGCCGAGGUCAGGGGAGGUGGGCCUGGGCCGUGCUAACAGGGCUCCGGGGGCUCUGACAGCCCCAGACUGGCCCUGCUCGGCCGGAGGGAGCCCCUCCCCGGGCCCCAGCACUGAGAAAGGAAUCUGAGUGGGAUCCAGGGGAAGAGCUGAGGAGUGAGCUGGACCUCCUGGGGGAGCCCCCAUCCCCCACUCCUCAUCACUCUCUCUCCUCGUUCUCACAUCUGCACACAUCCGUCCGUCCGUCCGUCUGUCUCUCCUCUGUGUCUCUUUUUCAUUUCUGGUCCCUCCUAUAACUCUGGGAGCUUGUGGCCCCCGGCAGGCCACCCCUUCCUCUUUCGGUGUUGGGAAUGAACGGCUGGGAACUGGAAAGUCCCUGGUGCCCCUCUGGGGGCCUGGACCUUUCUGUCUGCCUCUCGGCUCACCCACCAGCGGCACAGUCGUGGGUUAAAUCCUGACCCCCCCCCCCCCCCCCCCGGGCCUCUGGCUGAACGCCGGACUCCUUGAUGUGAUUUCUCUUGAGCCUGGAACAUUCCUCGCUCCUGUCUCCAUCCCUCCCUCCUUUGAGGGUCUGCUGGGGUGACCUGGCCCCCUGUCAGUCAGGGGGACCGUUAGCCUGGAUGCUUUGGGCCAGCUUGUGUUUGUGACUCCGGUUGCCCUGCCCUGAAGGGCCCACUCCUUCUCCGGGGUCAUUUCCUGAUCCAAGAUCCUGCUUUGGGGCUGGUUGGACCUCACCAGGGGCGCGAGCCCCUAAAAUAGUAACCAGAUGGGUUCUUGGCCUGGUGUGCCCUGAUCCUGACCCUGCAGAGUCAGAGACGGGAGGGGCCGACCAGGAGGGCUGGGGCUGCGUCACACCCAGCUGUGGGGCGCUCCUCCGUGGCCAAGGGACUGCGGCUGUGUCCCCCAUUAGCAUGCACUUCCUCACUCUGGGCCACGUAAUCUGUUUACGCACCUAUGAUAUCAAAAACAGGAGGCAGGUGCCGCUGUCCUGCGUUACUGGGAGUCAGAGAAGGGGACGUUUUAUGCCUACAAUGGCUCCACAGCCCCUAAUCGACGUCUGCUAGAAGGAACAGACAGAUUCCAGAUGGCAUGGCAGUGAUAGAGGAGAUAACCAGCCCGAGUCAUGCAGUCUUUUCGAGAAAGGUGUGGUUUCCAUGGCAAACAACAGAACUACCAGCAGACCUCACAGGAGACAUCUCGCCUGGAGAAUUACAGACAGCCGAGCCAGGCCGGGCUGAGCUGUGACCGGCAGCGGCUGCUGGCCAAGGACUAUUAUAACCCGCAGCCGUACCCGGGCUACGAGGGCGGCGCAGGCUCGGCCGCCGCCGCGGCCACCGCGCGGGGCAGCAAGGGGCUCCCCUCCCAGCAGUCCCUGCAGGGCAGGCCGGCCUUCUCGGGCUACAGCGUGCAGGACAGCAGCCCGUACCCCGGCCGCUACUCGGGUGAGGAGAGCCUGCAGGCUUGGGGGGCCCCCCAGCCGCCGCCCCCCCAGCCGCAGCCCCUGCCAGGGGGGGUGGGCAAAUAUGAGGACAACUUGAUGAAAAAGGCCGCGGUGCCCCCCGGCAGGCAGUACCCAGAGCAGGGCGCCCAGCUGCCCUUUCGGACUCACUCCCUGCACGUCCAGCAGCAGCUGCCACAGCCCCAGCAGCCCCUGGCGUACCCCAAACUCCAAAGGCAGAAGCUGCAGAACGACAUGGCCUCACCUCUGCCCUUCCCCCAGGGCGGCCACUUCCCCCAGCACACGCAGUCCUUCCCCGCCUCCUCCACCUACUCCUCCCCGGGCCAGGGCGGCGGCGGGCAGGGCGCCCACUCCUACAAGAGCUGCACCGCACCGUCCGCCCAGCCCCACGACAGGCCGCUGACCGCCACCGCCAGCCUGGCCCCGGGGCAGCGGGUCCAGAACCUUCACGCCUACCAGUCCGGCCGCCUCAGCUACGACCAACAGAAGCAGCAGCAGCAGCAGCAGCAGCAGCAGCAGCAGGCCCUUCAGAGCCGGCACCACGCCCAGGAAACCCUCCACUACCAAAACCUCGCCAAGUACCAACACUACGGGCAGCAAGGCCCUGGCUACUGCCAGCCGGACGCGGCCGUCAGGACUCCGGAGCAGUACUAUCAGACCUUCAGCCCCAGCUCCAGCCACUCGCCCGCACGCUCCGUGGGCCGCUCCCCCUCCUACAGCUCCACCCCGUCGCCCCUGAUGCCCAACCUGGAGAACUUCCCCUACAACCAGCAGGCGCUCGGCACCGGGGCCUUCCCCGCCGGCAUCGCCGACCACAGCCACUUCAUGCCCCUGCUCAACCCCUCCCCGACCGACGCCGCCGGCUCGGUAGACAGCCAGGCUGGCAACUGCAAGCCGCUGCAGAAGGACAAGCUGCCUGAGAACUUGCUGUCGGAUCUCAGCCUGCAGAGCCUCACGGCCCUGACCUCGCAGGUGGAGAACAUCUCCAACACGGUCCAGCAGCUGCUGCUCUCCAAGGCGGCCGUGCCGCAGAAGAAGGGCGUCAAGAACCUGGUGUCCAGGACCCCGGAACAGCACAAAAGCCAGCACUGCAGCCCCGAGGGCAGCGGCUACUCGGCCGAGCCGGCAGGCACGCCGCUGUCCGAGCCGCUGAGCAGCACGCCGCAGUCCACGCACGCCGAGCCGCCCGAGGCCGACUACCUGAGCGGCUCCGAGGAUCCGCUGGAGCGCAGCUUCCUCUACUGCAGCCAGGCCCGGGGCAGCCCUGCCAGGGUCAACAGCAACUCGAAGGCCAAGCCCGAGUCCGUGUCCACCUGCUCCGUGACGUCGCCCGACGACAUGUCCACCAAGUCCGACGACUCCUUCCAGAGUCUGCACAGCAGCCUGCCGCUCGACAGCUUCUCCAAGUUCGUGGCGGGCGAGCGGGACUGCCCGCGGCUGCUGCUCAGCGCCCUGGCGCAGGAGGACCUGGCGUCCGAGAUCCUGGGGCUGCAGGAGGCCAUCGGCGAGAAGGCCGACAAGGCCUGGGCCGAGCCGCCCGGCCUGGCCAAGGACGCCGGCAAGCCCCCCUUCUCGCUGGAGAACCACAGCGCCUGCCUGGACUCCGUGGCCAAGAACGCGUGGCCGCGGCCAGGGGAGCCGGAGGCCCUGCCCGAGUCCUUGCAGCUGGACAAGGGUGGCAGCGCCAAGGACUUCAGCCCGGGGCUGUUUGAAGACCCCUCUGUGGGCUUCGCCACCCCUGACCCCAAGAAGACGGCCGGUCCCCUCUCCUUCAGCAGCAAGCCCACCCUGGGGGCCGCGGUGUCGGACCCUGCCGCCGCGGCUUUUGACUGCUUCCCGGACACGACCGCCGCCGGCUCCGCGGACGGCGCCAACCCCUUUGCCUGGCCCGAGGAAAACCUGGGGGACGCCUGUCCCCGGUGGGGCCUCCACCCCAGUGAGCUCACCAAGGGCCUGGAGCAGGGCGGGAAGGCCUCAGAUGGCGUGGGCAAGGAGAACGCCCACGAGGCUUCGGCCUGCCCGGUCUUCCAGGAGGAGGACCCCCCCGGGGAGAAGGCCACGGUGCCUCGGGACUCCGAGCAGGAGGAGGCGGGCGGGGUGAAGGAGGAGGUGGGCGGGCUGCUGCAGUGCCCGGAGGUGGGCAAGGCCGACAGGUGGCUGGAGGAGGGCCGGCACUGCUGCUCGGCGGCCGACUUCGGGGACCUCCCCCUGCUGCCACCCACCGGGAGGAAAGACGACCUGGAGGCCGAGGAGGAGUACUCCUCCCUGUGUGAGCUCCUGGGCAGCCCCGAGCAGAGGCCCGGCAUGCAGGACCCGCUGUCGCCGAAGGCCCCGCUGAUGUGCACCAAGGAGGAGGUGGAGGGGGUGCUGGACACCAAGGCCGGCUGGGGCUCCCCGUGCCACCUCUCCGGGGAGUCUGUCAUUUUGCUGGGCCCGACCGUGGGCGCGGAGUCGAAGGUCCAGAGUUGGUUCGAGUCCUCCCUGUCCCACAUGAAGCCAGGCGAAGAAGGACCCGACGGGGCGCUGGCUCCAGGGGACUCCGCCACCCUGGCCCCGGACGCCUCCCUGGCCCAGAAGCCGAACAAGCCCGCUGUGCCCGAGGCUCCCAUUGCCAAGAAAGAGCCUGUGCCGCGCGGCAAAAGUUUACGGAGCCGGCGGGUGCACCGGGGGCUGCCCGAGGCCGAGGACUCCCCGUGCAGGGCACCUGUGCUGCCCAAGGACCUCCUGCUCCCCGAAUCCUGCACGGGGCCCCCCCAGGGACAGAUGGAAGGAGCAGGGGCCCCGGGUCGGGGGGCCUCAGAAGGGCUCCCCAGGAUGUGCACACGCUCCUUCACGGCCCUGAGUGAGCCCCGCACACCUGGACCCCCGGGCCUCACCACCACCCCCGCGCCCCCAGACAAACUGGGGGGCAAGCAGCGAGCCGCCUUCAAGUCUGGCAAGCGGGUGGGCAAGCCGUCACCCAAGGCGGCAUCCAGCCCCAGUAACCCGGCCGCCCUGCCCGUGGCCUCCGACAGCAGCCCCAUGGGCUCCAAGACCAAGGAAACAGACUCGCCCGGCACCCCGGGCAAGGACCAGCGCUCCAUGAUCCUGCGGUCCCGCACGAAAACCCAGGAAGUGUUCCACUCCAAGAGACGGCGGCCCUCAGAGAGCCGGCUCCCCAACUGCCGUGCCACCAAGAAGCUCCUCGCCAACAACCACCUGCCCGCCACGUUCAAGGUCGCCGGCAGCCCCCAGAAGGAGGGCAGGGCCAGCCAGCGGGCGAGGGUCCCCAAGCCCGGGGCAGGCAGCAAGCUCUCCGAUCGGCCCCUCCACUCACUCAAAAGGAAGUCCGCCUUCAUGGCGCCUGUCCCCACCAAGAAGCGGAACCUGGUUUUGCGUAGCGGCGGUGGGGGGGACGUGAAGGAGGAGGGAGCCGAGGACUCCUCCACCCUCUUCAAGAGGAUGUCUUCCCCCAAGAAGGCCAAGCCCACCAAGGGCAACGGUGAGCCCGCCGUGAAGCCCCCGCCCCCGGAGACCCCGGAUGCCUGCCUGAAGCUCGCCUCGCGGGCGGCCUUCCAGGGGGCCAUGAAGACCAAGGUGCUGCCGCCCCGGAAAGGCCGGGGCCUGAAGUUGGAGGCCAUCGUGCAGAAGAUCACCUCGCCCAGCCUGAAAAAGUUUGCGUGCAAAACGCCAGGGGCCCCUCCUGGUAAUCCUCUGAGCCCAUCUCUCCCUGAGAAGGACCGAGGGCUCAAGAGCGCCGGGGGCAGCCCAGUUGGGGCAGGCGAAGGUCUCUUAAAUGUGGGCACCGGGCAGAAGCUCCCAGCAGCUUCGGGGGCCGACCCGUUAUGCAGAAAUCCAACCAACAGAUCCUUAAAAGGCAAACUCCUGAACAGUAAGAAACUGUCCUCGACUGACUGUUUCAAAACUGAGGCCUUCACGUCCCCGGAGGCCCUGUUGCCCGGGGGGACUGCCCUGGCGCCUAAGAAGAGAAGCCGGAAAGGCAGGGCCGGAGCCCUCGGACUCCCUAAAGGUCCCCUGGAGAAGCGGCCCCACCUAGGCCCGGCUCUGCUCCUGACUCCCCGAGACAGGGCCAAUGGCACUCAGGGGGGCGGUGAGGACAGCUCUGGUGGAGGAGGCAAGAAGCCAAAGACAGAGGAGCUGGGCCUGGCCUCCCAGUCCCCUGAGGGCCGGCCCUGCCAGCCCCAGACAAGGGCGCAGAAGCAGCCGGGCCAUGCCAACUACAGCAGCUAUUCCAAGCGAAAGCGCCUCACUCGGGGCCGGGCCAAGAACACCACCUCCUCCCCCUGUAAGGGGCGUGCCAAGCGGCGGCGGCAGCAGCAGGUGCUGCCCCUGGAUCCCGCAGAGCCUGAAAUCCGCCUCAAGUACAUUUCCUCCUGCAAGCGGCUUCGAGCAGACAGCCGCACCCCGGCCUUCUCGCCCUUUGUGCGGGUGGAGAAGAGAGACGCGUUCACCACCAUAUGCACUGUUGUCAACUCCCCGGGGGAGGAGCCCAAGCCCCACAGGAAGCCUUCCUCCUCUGCCUCCUCUUCCUCAUCCUCGUGCUCAUUCUCCUUGGAUGCGACCGGGGCCUCCCUGGCCACGCUCCCUGGAGGCUCUGUCCUGCAGCCACGCCCCUCCCUGCCCCUGUCCUCCACCAUGCAUCUGGGGCCCGUGGUUUCCAAGGCCCUGAGUACCUCUUGCCUUGUUUGCUGCCUCUGCCAAAACCCGGCCAACUUCAAGGACCUCGGGGACCUCUGUGGGCCCUACUACCCCGAACACUGCCUCCCCAAAAAGAAGCCAAAACUCAAGGAGAAGGUGCGGCCGGAGGGCACCUGUGGGGAGGCCUCGCCGCCCCUCGAGAGAACACUCAAAGACCUUGAAUGUGCAGCUGCCGCUGCCCCUGGAAAAGCCCCGAGGCCCGACGGCCCGGCCGACCCCGCCAAGCAGGGCUCCCUGCGCACCAGCGCCCGGGGCCUGUCCCGGCGGCUGCAGAGCUGUUACUGCUGCGACGGUCGGGGGGAUGGGGGCGAGGAGGUGGCCCCAGCUGACAAGAGCCGCAAGCAUGAGUGCAGUAAGGAGCCGCCGGCAGAGCCUGGCGGGGACACCCAGGAGCACUGGGUGCACGAGGCCUGCGCCGUGUGGACGGGCGGGGUCUACCUGGUAGCCGGGAAGCUCUUUGGGCUGCAGGAGGCCAUGAAGGUGGCCGUGGACAUGACCUGUUCCAGCUGCCAAGAAGCCGGGGCCACCAUCGGGUGCUGUCACAAGGGAUGCACCCACACCUACCAUUACCCGUGUGCCAGCGAUGCGGGUUGCAUAUUCAUCGAAGAGAACUUUUCUUUGAAGUGUCCCAAACAUAAGAGGCUGCCGUUGUAAUCCACCCCAACGGCGGGAGAAGCCGCCGAAGCCCGCCUGCCCGCCCGCCGCCGAAGGAGAGGAGCCGCCUGCGCAGCCCCCGGGCCUUUGAGCUGCUCCCAGCGCGGGUCCAGAGCCGAUCCUUGAUCCGGAUUCCGGAUCUUGGAUCUGGCCCCUAGGGCUGAAACUUGCGGUCCCGGGUUGGGAAGAAAACACGUUCUGGAGCCGCCUGCUUCCGGAACAAGACAACACUGGGCGUUCCCGCCCGCACCCCCCCCGGGCCAGGCUUGGAGAGAGGGAGCCCGUGGAGCGGCCAGACUCCUUGAGGCAUCCAGGUUCCGGCGGGGAUUGGAGAUCCCCUUUAGCCUGGGGACACGCUUCUCCCCUGGUAGUUCCAAGACGACGUGGCACACAUUCCACGUGGGUGCUGCCGCCACCGCAGCCGGUCGCGGCUUGCAGCUGGGCGCCCCGGGGGUGGGAGUGGGGGUCCAAAGGGCCCAGGAAGUGGCCAAGGGCGGCUCCGGGCUCCGAGGCCGGGUGGGGUGGGGAGGGAGCCGAAACCUUUCCGGAGAGGACUAGGCCGGCGGGGGAGGAGGCCGAAGGCUUUGGAAGGAACCUUUCGAAUUGCGUCCUAGAGCCCUUCCCACCCACCCAGCCUUGGCCAAAACUUUUCGUGCGGUUUGGGCAGAGCCAGGGGAGUCCGGGACCCAUGCUCAGGGGAUGCGGGCUCCCCGGGUGUGGGUGGGACUGGGGCACCCCUUUGGCUUCUGUUCGUCCCCUUUCCAGCCCUCUGCCCCACCCCUGGAGCGCGACCUGGGAACGCAAAGAAAAGGAGUGGUGACCAGAGCGCACCUCUGGCGAAUGCGUGAUCGUCCCUCUGCACGACCACCCGUCUCCAGGGACAGCAGCGCCCACUCGGCACGGGAGCAGAGACAGCGCUAGAUUCGUGUACAAACCUGUGUACCCCUCUAUAUAUAUGUUACAUAGAAUGUAUAUAUGUUGGGAACAUGCUCGCUUCUCCCGUGUGUCGCCGCCGCCCUGCGUCGUGCGUCCCUCAGCACGGGGCCCUUGCCAGGAAGGGGGCUACGGCGACGCCCCCCUUCCCCGCGCAGCCACCACCGGCCCAAGCCAGUCCCCGCCAGUCCGUCCGCCUGUCCGUCCGUGUCCUCAGCUCUGUCCACGCUUCGAUAGGCCUGAUGCAGCCCCCAGACUGGGGCCGCCCUAGCAACUUCCUGUACAUAUGACUGUAAAAUGGUAAACGUGUGUAUUAUAUCUGGCCUCGUUAUAUAGUGUAUAUAUAUGUAUACAUAUACAUAUAUAUAAUAUAUAUGAAGACUGUAAAUGUUAAGACGACUAGUGUUCUUAUUAGUAUAUUGCUUCACACUGAAGAUUGUGUGUAUCGAGCUGUUUCUAAAAGAUGUUUAUUUUCCUUAAGAGUAAAAAACAGUCAUUGCAUUCAGAAAAAAAAAAAAAGUCAAUAAAGAUACAACGAUUGUUUUGGAA
Messenger RNA from Herpailurus yagouaroundi (jaguarundi), 13655 nucleotides. RefSeq names its product retinoic acid induced 1 (gene RAI1). Lineage: Eukaryota; Metazoa; Chordata; Mammalia; Carnivora; Felidae. Gene Ontology annotation, cellular component: nucleus. Gene Ontology annotation, biological process: regulation of transcription by RNA polymerase II; circadian regulation of gene expression. The coding region runs from base 6486 to 12173 and encodes 1895 amino acids. The transcript is spliced from 5 exons. The record is from RefSeq and is a predicted model, not a curated record.